GUUGUCAUGGUUACUAACUAACAAACUGCUCUGAGGAGGUAAUGAUCCGUUUUGCUAGCCGCUAAAAAUCUGAUUUCUAUCGAAAAAAUCGAGUAUUUUAUGCCUUUUUUCAGUCUCCUUUGAAUAACAUUGAUUAAAUGACUGUUGCUGGUAAAAACAAAAGGACAUAAAUAAAACACGACCUCUUUUUCCCUGGUAAGUGACAUUCUGUGUCAUGUUUUAAAGUUUUAAAUCAGAAAUCUUGUUAGCAGUACUAUAGCUGCUUACAGAGAACCAGUAAACAAAGUGUUUAUACCUUUUACCUCUGCAUUUCAAAGUAACCAGUGCCACAGUUACUUCCUAAAAAUGGCCAGUGUUUUAUUGUCUAUGUUAAGUAGACACAUUAACUCAACUUAGAGUUUUCCUUAUGAUUAUUAACUAAUCAUUCCAUAUUCCCCAUCAUUAAUAUGACAGCUGUUAGCAUCUUGUUAGUAACUUAAAGGUUAGUAUAGCCUUUUACUGUAACAUUUAAUAUCUCUGAAAUAUCAUAGGCAGCACUACAGGAGAAAACCUUGAACAAAGUAGUUAAAAUGGACUUCAUGAGAUGACUUUAUGAAGUUGUUUAUUCAUCACGUAAGCUUCAUAAUAAUGCAACCAUUUGUGGAGUAAAUUCAACCAAUGAAUUCUUGACUUUUGAGACAUUAAGUCAUACUGGUUUUACUACUACUUUUAUCUCAGGACGAUCAUAAAGCCAGUUGUAAACAUUGACAUGCCUUUCCAAUACCGCAGCAAUUAGUUGUAGUUAUACAAUAAUCUAUAUAAUCUCUAUAUCAAAUCUUAAUCUGCACUCAGCAGGAGUAACUGAAAACUGACUAGAAAAACAAUUUGUCAGCAUGUGUAUUUCACCUCAGGGUUUGAAGUAUCGCUAUAAAAAUAUUAUGUAUCAUCGCUGUCACUCUUUACCUUGAGCGAUCGGGUUACCUUAACUGAACCAGCACGAGGACAGGUCAUAUAAGGUAGACGGGGAGAGUUUAGAGAAGGAGAAAGAGAGGCAGGAAUAGAUAAGAUAAAAUGUGUAGGUAUGCAUACACUGCUAUUUAAAAUGAUUACGUCUUCAUCUUGACUGUCAGUAUUGAAAUAAUUUCUCUAUUUAAAGGGGAGAUGCAACAUGAUCUCACCUCAUUCCUUUAGUUUAAAAGUUACAUGAUGUCUUGUGAGCCCUUAAUCAUCUGAUAUGAGCGGUCUUAUCAGAAAAGGGAUGGUCAAGAUGACAAAAUGAAGAUGACAAAAUUACAGAUUUAGAUUUAAAAAUAUACAAAUACUGUUUCUUUUUCAGAAAUUACAUCAUUGUUUACAUGUUUGCACUCAAUGGACUUGUGCAUAUAUUUUACCACAUGCACAUCCUUGCAGUAUGAGCUAUCAAAGUAUUUAUUUACUGUAUGUUGGUCCUUUCUUGCAAAGACAAACAGAAAGUAGUUUUUAAAUGUGGUUCAAGAUUUAAACCUCAAUAUUUAAAAAUAAAGAUACUGGGAGAAUUAGGAGACAGUGAUUUUUAUUUCCACAUUGAGACUAGUGGAAGCAGCUGAGAAAAAGGUGCAGUAGUUUAGCCUGAACUAUAAUAAUUUCACUAAAAUCUGUACUAGUUUAAUAAUAUAGCUCAGAGUUUUCAAGAGGAAAAACAAGAUCCUAGAGUCCAAGUACAAAGAGUACACCAUGCACAAGGUUAUCCAGUGAUCUGAUCCCAAAAGAAUAAACCAGUUUAUGAGACAACACAUCAAAGAAGCUGUGUCAUUAACAGGCCCAUGCUGGAGAAGAUAAAUUAUCUUUUUUUUUCUCGCUGUGUUUUGGUCAGAGAUACACAAUGACUUAUCUUCACAGUGUGCAGGCUGUCUAACUGGCAAAACAUACAGAAGGCUAUAAAAAGAAGACUCCAAACAUAUCAGGCAUGAGGUUUCAAUAUAGACACACCUCCUCAGUUAGUAGUUAGGUCUUCCAUUGAGUGACCUUUGGGUGAGUUAUUUUGUGGUUGGUGUAGUAAUCCUGAAAAGGGGUGUAACUUAUACUCUUAAUUAAGUCUUCUUGCUUCACAUCAUCAUGAGGCAGUGAUGGAAAGUACAUUAACCACAUUCAAGGAAUGCAACAUUUGUUCAACCAAAGCUCCAAAACCAAAAGAGUCUCUUUGUACUCUCAUAGACAGUAAAGAAAAGCAAAAAAAACUCUAGAGUGUAAAUGCAAGAACCAUCAAGUUUAGGAUUUUGGCUUAAAAAAUGGACAAAUUAAUCAUUAGCUAUUUUUAACAGAGGAUUCAUUUCUCUUAGAUUACUCUGUUACCAGACUAAAUAUGGCAGCUCCCUAAAAAGCAGUCCUCAGUUCAGUUUUGAGGUAAAGAACAAGUUAAUUAUAUUUUUAUUCACACUUACGUUCGACUUACUGUAAGUUAAAUAAAUGAACACUUUUUACUCCUGUCACAGUAUCAAUCAAAUCAAAAUCAAAUCAAAUUUUAUUUAUAUAGCGCCAACAGUCGCCAUUCACAACAGUCGCCAUCCCAAGACGCUUUUUAAAGAACAAGAGCAGGUCUAGACCACGCUCAUUGUUUGAUAAAUUAUCAAGACCCCACCUAAGAUGAGAUUUGUCCCAUCUCAUCUAACACGAGUGACAGUGGCAAGGAAAAACUUCCUUUGAACAGGCAGAAACCUUGAGCAGGACAAGACCCAUGCCAGACAGCCACCGAGCCGCUGCUGGGUUAGGGAGGAAUACAGAGAGAUAAGGGGAGAGAGGGAGAGAAGUGGAGAGAGGGCAGGGGAAGAGAGGAGAACAAGACAGAGGGAAGAAGAGAGAGAAUAAGUAAGGGAGAGGGAGAGGGAGAGGGAGAGGGAGAGGGAGAGGGAGGGAGAGAGAGAGAGACAGGGGACAGCAGCAACAUUAAAACAACAGCAACAACAACAACAACAGCUCAUGUAAUGGAGAAACAAAAUGAAUUCAGUUUACAGAGUUAGGAAAUGAGUAAUUAUGGACUAUGUUAAACUAAUUCAAUGUGAUUACAGUCUGAUUACAGUAUCAAUGUUGUUUCACAAAGUGAAUCUCAUGUUUCAAGCAUCUGAAACUGCUAUCUAAAGUAUUUUUUUUUUUCUGUCCCCAGGUGCAAAGACAGGUUGAGGACCAAACUACUUUAUUCUCCUCAAAACAAGGUUUCUGUGGUCUGCAACUCUGUAAACAUGAGCCUCAAUAACUUCAAUGAAAGUUGGUCAGUUCUGUCCGGGGCUCAGAGAAGUGUCUCACCUGUUAUUUUUUAUGAUACCCAAAACAACAAAUCCAGUCAGAGGCCUAAACACGGCAUCUCUGAAGGGCGUGGCUGCUUCUCAAAGCAGGUGAUCCAAAAGCAGCUCCGCAAAGACUAUAUCGCAGCUGCGGAGGAAAAACUAACAAAGCAUCCUCUAAUGACAUACCCAUACUACAAAGAUCACAUGACUCCAGAGGUAGGUGGAAACAGCAAUUAUCUGUUCUUUUGAGGUGUAAUCUGCCUAUUCCUGAAGCCUGUAUUCUAAGAGAGCCAGAUGACUAAGUGAGGUGUUAGCUAAUCAUAAUACGUCAUAUGACUCUUAUUAAUAUAGUUCUUUUUGUUCUCAAGUUGUUUCAUAAGGUGGCAUCAAUUUUGGACCCAGACAUGUGCGUAAUUGACGCCUCUGGACUCUCUACGCCCACGGAGCACCAUGUGGCAGAGGAAAAAGACCAAAUUUGCAGAUAGCCAAGAAAAGCAGACAAGGGAAUAACUCCAACAGUAUGCAAGUAUGCAGACAGACUUAAUGGUAGUAUUGACACAAUUUAAGUUACUUAAAUACCAGACUGUUGAAAAUCACCAGAUGAAUGACCUUGUCUACAUUCCUGCAUCAUCUUAUUGCUGUUCUGACGUAGACAAGCAAAAUUCCAGAAAAUGAUCAAAAAUGAACAGAAAUGCUUCCAAGAAAAGCCAAACUGUUAUGAAAACUGAUAUGAAAAUUAAAAGAUCACAAGUGGUUUUUUUCUCUCCGGGAAGAGCCAGUUAAGAAAUCAAAGGCAUAAAGGACACAUAAAAGUUCAUGAUUUGUUGCAGUUGUUACAGAAGGACUAAUAUUAUGUCAUCAUAAAAAUAGAAAGAAGUUGUGCUUAAUCUUUGAAGGAGGAUUAGACAAAGUCACUGAAUCUGUAAGUGGCCUUUUUGGAUCAGCAUCUUUUCUUUUUGUCACGGCUGAGGUCACCAACAAGUCUCUCUUGCUUCAACAGACAGUCCAGACUCUUCAAUCAAAGUACAAGAGGAGUAAAAAAAUAGAAUAAUUCCUCAUGCUUAAGCUCACAAAUGCAAGGAAAAGAUCUGCAUCUAUGUAAAUAUCUGCAGGACACUGAAUCCCACAACACUGAAGAAAGCUGACACAGAUACAGGCAAGACCAAGGCAACCUACCCAAGAAACCUGUAUGUAGACCGUGUUUGAAACUAAGUGAUACAAUCAUGAUGACCAUCUGCUGUCUAACCUCAAGACAACUCAUGUCUUCUUUUCUCAAGUCAACAUGUGGAGCAGUUGGUUUGUUGACAGGAUGAGGAUUGGAAGCAGAUGUAUGUAAAUGUAGCAGUCAGAAGUUAUGUAAUCCACUAUGGACUGAAGGUUUUAAAGAGUAUGGGGGGAUCAAAACACCAGAGUGUGGGUCCACAGCCUUCGUAUACAGGGAGUGCUUUUCACAAUCGCACAGUAAAAACACGAUAAAUACGGAAGAAUAAAAGGCCAGUUUUCCCACAGCUACUCUAUGUCUCACUGAUAUUUUUGCAGCCAAAAACAGGAACAUGGGUGAUUCAGCUCUGUGUGUAAGAGGGGAGAGGUAACGUUUAUCGUCAUGUAAAUGACAUCUAAACGUGACUUAAACAGCUGACACAGAUAAGGAUGUUUCAGUAAUGUUAACGUCAUCUCUGUAUUGAGCAACUGCUUUGUGAGCUGGAUUAUUUCCAAUAAAUAAAGAGUCAUAUACCUUUUUUUAAAUUUUAUUUUGAAUAAAUUACAAAACUACACAUGAUCUUUGAUUUAUACAAAACAAGUCUCUACAAACUUCAUUUGAGGAGUCCAAUAGAUAAAAACAGAGGUUCCUGAAAAAAACAAAACAGAUCAGUUAGUAACAUUUUUUUAACUUAGUGGCAAAAAAGCAGCAUAAAUGUAUCCUGUUAACAUCUCCAACUUCAGCAGGUUUGGGGAAGUGCUAAAACUAGUGAAUUAUUAAAGUCAACCAAUUGAAACUACCAGUAUUUGACCUUUGUGUGAAUAUCAUUCAGAUUUGUCUCUCCGUUAACAAACAGCAUGAAGUUGUAAUAUAAAGAUGACAUCUUGAAGAAAAACCCACAAAGACCCAGUCUGUGUAAAUAUCAGACUGUAACUGAGAUCCCUCUUCAUGUAGGAUAUUUCAGCUGAAUGUAUUCUCAAACAAAAGUGUUAGACGUCUCUCUCUGUGACAGUAUGAGCUGUAUGUGCUGUAUGUGUGAACAGCUUACUGAUAAGAGGAGCCAGCCUCAGGUCUGUUGUAUUGUUCUCUGUCGGUCACUGGUGGCUGUUCGGGUCAGAGGUCAGGAGAGUGUGGACGGGUGACCUGCGGCCCAGUGAGAGGAACUGUAGGGAGGAACUGAACCUGCCUGCAGCUGCUGGAAUCGAAAUAGCAUAGCAUGGAGUCAUAAUGUAAAUGUCAGAUACACAAAUAUAGAGAUUGGCAAAGAUUCAGGAGUUGAUGUUGCUGAUUUUAUUUAAUUCUGCAGCUAAAAACUCAAAUUCCCUCAGUGGUUUAGGUUUCAACUCCAAUUUUCUUGAGUUAUGGUUCAUUUUCUUACUGUACACAGGCUACUAGCACUUUAACAAUUUCCUUUGAGAAUUUGCUGAAUUGAGUGAUCUGCAUGUUGAGCUUCACAUGUUUACGAUAAUUUCUUCAAAUUGCCUUCCCAACAGCUAAGAUCGCAAAAUAUAACUUUUAAUUAAAGAACACAAAGAUGAAAAGUAAGUCAUCUGAUUUGAGAGGCUGGAUGUUUCUUUCUUUGUGGUAUUUAAAUGAGCUUUUUUUAACACCUUGCCUGGGGACUGACAGCUGAAAAAAAUCUGUAGACUGAUUCUGGCAACUUUCAACUUUGUGUAUUUGUCAAAAUAAACAAUUGUUAUUAAAGAAACCUAACUAAAUAAA
This is a messenger RNA of Xyrichtys novacula (pearly razorfish), 6162 nucleotides long. NCBI's taxonomy places the organism in Eukaryota, Metazoa, Chordata, Actinopteri, Labriformes, Labridae. The record is from the annotation of a GenBank genome assembly.